CACUUCCACAACAAAGGUCAGGUUGAAGCUGAACAAUGGCUGUGUUUGGAGCAAUUGUUAUCCUUACGCAAACUCUAAUUGCCUCAUUUAUUGCCAUUGCUUCUGCGUCGAGCCCCCCAGUAACGUUCGUGUUCGGGGAUUCUCUCACCGAUGUUGGAAACAAUAACCAUCUUCAACUCUCGUUGGCAAAAUCGAACUAUCCUUGGUAUGGGAUUGACUAUAAGACCGGGCAGCCAACGGGCAGGUUUAGCAAUGGGAGGACUAUUGGAGAUAUCAUAUCUGCCAAGCUUGGAAUAGAAUCUCCACCACCCUAUUUAUCUUUGUCAAUGGACGACGAUGCAAUACUUCAGGGCAUCAAUUAUGCAUCAGGAGGAGCAGGAAUUCUCAACGAGACCGGGUUUUAUUUUAUUGAGAAGCUAUCUUUCGAUGAUCAAAUCACCUCUUUUGAGAAGACAAAGGAGGCAAUAAAAUCUAAGAUUGGAGAAAAGGCUGCAGAGAAUUUAUGCAACCAGGCUCUAUACUUUAUCGGACUCGGAGCCAACGACUAUGUUAACAAUUAUCUACAACCCUUUUUAGCAGAUGCUCAGGCCUACACCCACGACGAUUUUGUAGAGCUCUUGAUGACUGCUUUAAACGGCCAAUUAAGGAGGCUUUAUCGUCUCGGAGCGAGGAAAAUGGUGUUUCAUGGUUUGGGUCCAUUAGGUUGCAUCCCGUCUCAACGAGUCAAGUCUGACAGUGGUCAGUGCUUGGAAAACGUUAACCAGUAUGUGCAAGAAUUCAAUUCACAAGUGCAGAAGUUGUUGGUCUCUUUAAACUCCAAGCUUCCUGGUGCUCAGCUAUCCUUUGCAGAUUCCUACAAUAUCGUCAUGGACCUCAUCGUCAAUCCUCAUCACUAUGGGUUUAAAAUUUCGAACACAUCAUGCUGCAACGUUGACACAAGUAUCGGUGGUCUAUGCUUGCCAAACUCGAACCUCUGCAGCAAUCGAAGGGACUACGUUUUUUGGGAUGCAUUCCACCCGAGUGAUGCAGCGAAUCAAGUGAUAGCAGACCAACUGUUUUCUGAUCCUCACAUCCAGCAGGCUCCUUCUCCUGCUCGUGCUCCGGCGCCCUCUCACAUUUGAUUUUUCUUAGUCUUGAACAGAUAUGUUGCACUCAUUGCAUUGAUUUUCUAAGGUUCUUUUGUAUGUGAAGGGUAUGUUAUACAAUGAUUUCGCAAUACAAAACAUGCUAUGAAGUCUCAUUUAUGCAUAUGAUGGAAUAUGACAGGCUGAACUGAGUUUU
Messenger RNA from Asparagus officinalis (garden asparagus), 1281 nucleotides. Its product is annotated as GDSL esterase/lipase At5g37690. The coding region runs from base 36 to 1121 and encodes 361 amino acids. Gene Ontology annotation, molecular function: hydrolase activity, acting on ester bonds. Lineage: Eukaryota; Viridiplantae; Streptophyta; Magnoliopsida; Asparagales; Asparagaceae. The record is from RefSeq and is a predicted model, not a curated record. The transcript is spliced from 6 exons.